UGGUCACGACGCAAAACUCUAACCUAUUGGGUUAUUAGUUGCUAAUUGGCUCCACUAUUCUCUCUUUAGUUAGUCGCUAAUUACGUGUUAAAGAUACAAGCGACCUGCUAAAUUGAUAUUCAACCUAGCACAUCACGAUGCUUUAUCUUCUGUUUUUGAUAAGAUAUCGGAGUGCUUCAAAAGGCGUAUUUAGUUGCUAUUUUACCAGCAUAUCAGCCGCCACACUACCCUACUAUACUUUUGGCUACGCAAACCUUACCACCACUUUAAAAACGAGGUAGCGGAAAACAGAAUUCCAAAGCAGUAGCAAGAACGUGUAAAGGAUUAACAUGCCACGAGGACGCCCAGCCAACAUCGACAGGCAACUUAUUAUUGAAUGUGUACUGAAACACAAAAAUGAAAUCAUUGUAAAUCGAAAACACAAUUCUAUCGUCACAAAGACACAUCCAGUGUGGAAAACCCUUUCUACAGAAUUACUCGGCAGAAUCGCGGCCCGUACUUUGUACUCUUACGUAGCGAAUGACACAUUCUCAUUAAAAAAAUUAUUGUUUGGCACGGAUUAUGUCGCAAGGGAAUUAUUGAAUACUUCGAGCGAAAGUGAGCAAUCGACAUCUGCCAACGAACUCGACCUUAGAUCCAUAAUAACAUUUAGCGAAAGUGAAUUCAAUGAACUGAUUUCGCAAACUCUAAGGCAGACGGCAGACAAGAAAAGGAAAAGAAUAUUUCGCGUGGUUAAUAUUUUAAAACCACAUAUCUGGACUGAAAUAGUAUCGAAAAAAAUUUAUGAUGAGCAUCGUUUACUCCACGGCUACCAUUUCAAAAGCCGUUACGUGAAUCGAAACAAAAAAUCAUAUGGAUUUGAAGGUCACUGCAAAUGUGGAAGUAAAGUAAGUUGCGAACUUUUGCCACGCACCGGAAAUGAAAAAUUCAUUAAAUUCAGCUGUAUCGCAUCUGCUGGCAAUGGGGAAUGCGGUAAAGGACAAUCUCGUGUAGAGUACCGAGAGAGAGUAGCUUCAACUUUGGAAAACGAAUCGACCGAGCUUUAUCGAGUUGAAAACGCCGCGAUACUCAAAUACGAAUACGAAAGCGAUUCAACCGAGCCGCCGCAUUUGCAUAGUGCGGAUGUUUCAAGAACUAUAGAAUAUCAGUCACAGCAGCCAAAAUAUAAAGACCUUCAACCCAUUCACGCAAUUGCCGAGCUUAAGAAAUCCGAGAAAGGCCAAAAUGUAGUGAGAGACAUUGGUUUUGAUCCAAUGAUAGUCCAUUUUUGGUCACCAAAUCAAAUCCGCGUAUUUAAUAAACUCUCGAAGGCGAACAACAGCUUUCUUUGCAUCGGCGCCACGGAGGGGAUCGAAAAACCUCAGCAUCUUUUCCUAUACCUCGCGGUUCUUUCAUCUCCGACCGCGCAAUCGGCUGCAUUUGGAAUGAUAUCCGAACGUCAGGAUACAGUCAGCAUUGUCACUUGGCUGAUGCGCUGGAUUCAGUCUGGUGCUGAGUACCCCAAAGAAGUGGUUUGUGAUUCAUCUAAGGCUCUACUCAAUGCUUGCUGUUUGGUAUUUACGGGCUACGAAACGAGUGAAUCCUACGCCAACGCAUGCAUGACAAGCGUAUUACCAAGGACUAAAAUUGGUAUUGAUGUUGCUGAUUAUGUCAACAAUUGGGCGAAAUAUCUGGCAAUGGAAAAUAAAGGAGUAAACAAAUUCUUCAUGUCCUGCAUUGCCCAAUUGAUUAUUUGCAGAAGUCAAACAGAAGCCACUAAGAUAAUAGAAUCACUAUUGCUGAUUUCAACAAGCAAGACCGCUGGAAACGGAGCAUCAUCUCUAAUAGCGGCUCUACAAUACAUGAACAAGAUGAGCAAGGAAUUUGCAGCAGAUAUAGAGGAAGUUUUGAACCUAAGUUUACAACGCAACAAGUACGCUAAUGUGGAAAUGGAAACUGAAGUCGAAGAGAAAUGCACAAAUGAAGAUAACAACGAGUUGAAGAAUUGGAUCGAUUCGAUGGAACAAAGAGUGGCGUCUAUAAUGGAAGAAGAGGUGGGAGACGACUCAAAUCCUCGGUACUGUCCGACAUUUGCUAAACGUCUGCUGAAACAACUACCGACAAUUCCAGUUUGGUCUAGCAUAUGCCAGGCCAAUUUCGGAUUCGGACUGAUGCCAGCCAGCAAUGCUCCUGUCGAGCUUGAACUCAAAUCAAUCAAAGAUGAAAUUCUGAGUAAAGAUCAACGAGUGGACAUUGCGUUAGAAAAUCUCAUUACUUACUUCGACGACAAACUCAACAUUUGAGUAUUUAAAUAUGUAUUUAGUUAAGUUUUCGAAAGACUUGAAUAUAUGUACUUGUCAUACAUGACAUUUUUAAAUUAA
Messenger RNA from Rhagoletis zephyria (snowberry fruit fly), 2360 nucleotides. RefSeq lists its product as uncharacterized. The record is from RefSeq and is a predicted model, not a curated record. NCBI's taxonomy places the organism in Eukaryota, Metazoa, Arthropoda, Insecta, Diptera, Tephritidae.